AUGUCAAGGAGAUACGAUUAGAAAACCAAUACUUUCACACCUGAUGGCAGAUUGAAAUAAGUAGAAUAUGCAAUUGAAGCUAUCAAUUAAACUGGAUCAGCCCUAGGCAUUUUAACAAAUGAAGGAAUGAUUUUAGCCACAGAGAAAUAAGAAGUGUCACAUUUAUUAGAACAUUCAAAGCACUCUGAAAAGAUUUAUCCUAUUGAUAGACACAUAUUUUCUGUUGUUUCAGGUCAUACAGCUGAUGCAAAUAUUUUAAUAAAUUAUGCAAGAGAGGCAGCAGCAAAUCAUAGGUAAUANGCAAAUAUCUAUAACCAAAAAAUUUUGGGGAAUUUUAUUAUUGAAAUUAAAAGAAUGAGUCUAAAACUAUCUCAAUCUAAAGAAUUUUAUCUUUUGCAAUAAAAAUACAGCAAUUUUUAUUAUUUGAAUUAAAAAAUAUAGAUGUGA
Molecule: messenger RNA, 447 nt
Organism: Paramecium pentaurelia
Lineage: Eukaryota; Ciliophora; Oligohymenophorea; Peniculida; Parameciidae
Source: the annotation of a GenBank genome assembly